This is a messenger RNA of Oncorhynchus mykiss (rainbow trout), 4165 nucleotides long. It is a transcript of the gene eif3l, whose product is annotated as eukaryotic translation initiation factor 3 subunit L. Gene Ontology annotation, cellular component: cytoplasm; eukaryotic translation initiation factor 3 complex. Gene Ontology annotation, molecular function: translation initiation factor activity; protein binding. The record is from RefSeq and is a predicted model, not a curated record. NCBI's taxonomy places the organism in Eukaryota, Metazoa, Chordata, Actinopteri, Salmoniformes, Salmonidae. Gene Ontology annotation, biological process: translational initiation.
ACACCAACAGUGAAUAUUUUGGUUCACCAGAAUUACAUUCGUGUCAAAUGAAACGCUGCGUUUGCCUUGCAGCAUUGUGUUGCAGAAGCAGUUGCAGUGCAUUCGGUGUGGUGCAUACGAAGGAUUUAUCGAACGUAUGCGUCAAACUGUAUGCGUUGAUGGCUUGACAGAAAUAGCAGCAGAAGGUGCAUUUUUGUUAAAUACAUAUCCAGAUGACGCUGCAUACUAUAUGCGACAAACUGUUGGUGUGUUCGAAGCGUGACUGUUUACUAUUUGCUCGAGCUACAAAUCGAUUUCCGGUUCCUUUCCAGCGCGGUUUUGUUAAGCACACAUUUCUAAAUAGCAGCUGUUUUGUAUGAGAUUGAACAUAUCAUAACAUCAUGUCCUACCCAACCGAUGAAACCGAAGAAUAUGACCCUUAUUCCUACACAAAUGACGAUUAUCUCCAUACUGGUGACCCUAAAGCCGACCUGGCCUACGAGCGCCAGUAUGAGCAGCAGACCUACCAUGUCAUCCCCGAGGUGAUCAAAAACUUCCUUCAGUACUUCCACAAGACUAUCUCGGACCUCAUUGACCAGAAGGUGUACGAGCUGCAGGCCAACCGUGUGUCGAGCGAGAGCAUCGAGCAGAAGAUUUAUGAAAUCCAAGAUGUCUACGAGAACAGCUGGAACAAACUGACUGACCGCUUCUUCAAGACAUCUCCUUGGCCAGAGGCUGAGGCCAUCGCUUCCCUUGUCGGAAACGAUGCUGUGUUCCUGAUCCUGUAUAAGGAGUUAUACUACAGACACAUCUACGCCAAAGUCAGCGGAGGACCCACUCUCGACCAAAGAUUUGAGUCUUACUACAAUUACUGCAACCUCUUCAACUACAUUCUAAAUGCAGAUGGACCUGCCCCCCUGGAGCUGCCCAACCAGUGGCUCUGGGACAUUAUUGAUGAGUUCAUUUAUCAGUUCCAGUCAUUCAGCCAGUAUCGCUGCAAGACAGCCAAGAAGUCUGAGGAGGAGAUUGAGUUCCUUAGGAACAACCCCAAGAUCUGGAACGUUCAUAGUGUUCUGAACGUACUCCACUCGCUGGUGGACAAAAGCAACAUCAACCGCCAGCUGGAGGUCUAUACCAGUGGAGGCGAUCCAGAGAGUGUGGCUGGGGAGUAUGGCCGUCACUCCCUGUAUAAGAUGCUGGGAUACUUCAGCCUGGUGGGGCUGCUGAGGCUGCACUCUCUGUUGGGGGACUACUACCAGGCCAUCAAAGUCCUGGAGAAUAUCGAGCUCAACAAGAAGAGUAUGUACUCUCGUGUGCCCGAGUGCCAGAUCACCACCUACUACUACGUGGGCUUUGCCUACCUGAUGAUGAGGAGGUACCAGGACGCCAUCCGUGUGUUCGCAAACAUUCUCCUCUACAUCCAGAGGACCAGGAACAUGUUCCAGAGGUCCACCUACAAAUAUGAGAUGAUCAACAAGCAGAACGAGCAGAUGCACGGGCUGCUGGCCAUCGCCCUGACCAUGUACCCCAUGCGCAUCGACGAGAGCAUCCACACCCAGCUCAGGGAGAAGUACGGAGACAAGAUGCUUCGCAUGCAGAAGGGAGACCUUCAGGUGUUUGAGGAGCUCUUCAGCUUCGCCUGUCCCAAGUUCCUGUCCCCGGUGGUGCCCAACUACGACAACGUGCAUCCUAACUACCACAAGGAGCCCUUCCAGCAGCAGCUCAAGGUGUUCGCCGAGGAGGUGCAGCAACAGGCCCAGCUCUCCACCAUCCGCAGUUUCCUGAAGCUCUACACCACCAUGCCCGUGGCCAAGCUGGCAGGCUUCCUGGACAUGACAGAGCAGGAAUUCCGCAUCCAGCUGCUGGUCUUCAAACACAAGAUGAAGAACCUGGUAUGGACCAGUGGCAUCUCUGCCUUGGACGGAGAGUUUCAAUCCGCCUCAGAGGUCGACUUCUACAUUGACAAGGACAUGAUCCACAUCGCAGACACCAAGGUGGCCCGCCGCUAUGGAGACUUCUUCAUCAGACAGAUCCACAAGUUUGAGGAGUUGAACAGAACGCUGAAGAAGAUGGCUAUGAGUGGAGCCAGCACCACUGCCACCACAACCACCCGGGCCACAUGAGUCGGAACUAUGAAUUCCAGUGUGUGGCCUACCUGGAUCCACCAAGAAUGCUUUUUCUAUGUAAUUUGAAAACAAAAGAUGAAGUGGUGUCCUGCUGGUGUUUUGUUCAGGUGCACAUGUAGUCAUUGUGGUCAUUUUUAUUAAUGAACAGGUUGUACUGUGAUUUUAGUACCUUUUACGAAUAGUACAGUAGUUGAUGAUAAAUCAGAACCACUAGAUGGCAACAUUUAGCUUCCAAUGUCCAACAUAUAUAUUACUCUUUAUCGUAAAAGUUACAGAACUUGAGUUUAUGUUAUUAGGUGAACUACUGAGAUUAGAUAAUGUAUAACAAAUGUCAACUAUAAAAUGUCAUCCAAUAUCAUGAGCUGUGUAUUGAAAUUGUCAGCCUUCAUGUAUUUCCAGAUACUAAAUUAUUCUGUCGUUCGCGCUACAUACUUUGGUCUGAGAGUGCCAUCAUUGAAGUUGUGUGUGGUGACGAGGGGCCUUGUACAAAACAAACCAAUCAGGAUCAAAGCAAAUGACAAAUUUUCAAACUGCCGCUUUACCCACGUGUUCUGGCUCUGGUCCAACCUAUUGGUUUCUGGACGAAUCGGAUGCCCCUGAAUGUGUUCGCAUUCGGUGAAGGGUCAGGGAGGUAUUCAGAUCCACACAUGUGGAGAAGAAACUAAUGUCUGUGGGUGUAGUGUUUGGCCGGAGCAAGGAGUCUGGGUAUCCAGGCAACUGUCAACAUGAUCAGCAUAGUGUGUAGUUUUACAGUAUAACUAGUUACCAGCUCCUCCUCAGUGCUCCAAUAGUGAGCGGAAUUGGCUACACACUCCUAUCAACCCACUGACCCGGGGACGGAGGCAGUUGCAUAUUUUUUUUUUUUUAUCACAGAUCAUCCACAACAACAUUUCUCAACACGUAACUCAGGGCUGGGUGACAAUGACAAAUGAAAAUGUUCAAAAUGGGAGUAUAAAAAUAUAUCAUGCAUAACACUCAGGUCGGGAAACGGUUGCUAUUCAAAAGGAAACCCAACAAAUGUCUCAAGUACAAUGUAGUACACAUAUUUCAAACAUCCAUUUUGUCUACCCAUUUUGGUAAGAGCAUUUUUUUCUUCCAAAAUAUUUUUUCUAUGGGUCAUUUUUUAUUAUAUAUUUUUUAGCUUUUACAAUAGAGCAAAUCCUGCUCAUUUUGACCAUGAACUCACUCUGGUGGCAAUAUCAAAAAAAAUUUGUGGGGCAGCAUACCCUCUUUUUCAUAUAUAUAUACUCCCACCCUUACCCCUUCUGGCAAUCCAAGGGCUAGAUUCAGUCCAUAGGGCUGAAGAUCCGGGGUAUAGCGCGAUUGAAAUUUAAAAACCGAGUUCUCAGACUGCAUUCACGGUAAACACUGCAUAUAUCGGCUCAAUCUUGCUAUACCGCAGAUCUUCAGUGCUAUGGAUAGAAUUUUGCCUGAAAAUAAGGCUUCCAGUUCCAUACUGAGGCAUUGUUCCACUCUUACUCAGUCCCAAUUAUUAUUUUUAUUGCCCAUGUAACUUGAAGCGAGGAACUGUAUUGAUGCACUCGCUGUGGCUCUGUCUAUCAGUGUACUCUUUGAGUAACAGUGAGUGUUCUCUUUUAUUAUUGGUUCGUCCAGUCCUAGAGCUGCUCUGCUGGGCCACUAGCCUGGCACGCAAAACAGAUGUUACAGUGGUGAGCUCAGCGUUCAGUCUGGUUUAACCAGGCUACUUGGCCACCAUAGCAGAGUGGGUUUAUUUAUUAAUGUGUCUUGUGCUAAUAUCCAGACAAAGCCUCCUCUUCGUCUGUGCUCCUCAAUGAUGACAUCAUUAAACAAGUCCUUCUGUAGUCAAAUAUCAUGAUGGAGACCUAUGUCUGUUGGUGUCCAGUUAGGUCUCCAAAUUCAGGAUACCCAAGACAACCCAUUCAUUGGGAGACAGAACAGAAGGGCACUGCAGUCCCCAUAUCCAGACCUCAAGUCCUUUCAAUUCAAUGAAUGUCCUUAUGUAUCCCCUCUUCCCUUCCUCACCCAAUGAGUGCUAAUCUCUUACCUCUUUUACAGUAAAUAAAAAAAAUACAUUUCUA